Anthostomella pinea is the source of this 1188-nucleotide messenger RNA. Lineage: Eukaryota; Fungi; Ascomycota; Sordariomycetes; Xylariales; Xylariaceae. The record is from the annotation of a GenBank genome assembly.
AUGUCUGCUCGCGGCCAGCCUGCGAUUCCUGCUACACCUCGCGUCAUCUCGCCGAGUCCAACACCGUCCGAAGCCCAAGAGCGAGAGGACUAUCUUGGUUCCGUAACCCGAUCCGCAGCGAAGCGGCGACAGGCUGGCGACACCGCACCCCAGCUUCCGAUCCACGAGAGCAUAGACGAAGACUCGAACUCGGACCCGGAGCUCCGGAGAGCUCGGACGCGAUCGCGAAGUCCCAUAACGACGCGCAGGGCCGCGAACCUCACGUCAACCAAGUCCGGCCGGGCUUCGAAGUCGAAACAGAAGCAAGAGACGGAGCACGCGAACGGUGCGGUCGAACCGUCCGACGGCCACCUAGCACCACCGUCCCCUACCGUGGGAGGCUGGAGCUGGCAAGAUUUCAGCCGCAGCCCGAGCCCUCUUGGCCUCAUUCCAAUACAUCGGCAUUUCAGGAACCUGAUCCACAAACACGAAGUGCCCAGGAAGGUCUUGCAUGUGUCCAUCGGCUUCUUCGUCUACUGGCUCUACGUGAGUGGAACUCAACCCUCUUCCGUGGCGCCGGUGCUAUUAGCAGCCCUCAUUCCCAUCGCAACUACCGACUUCCUUCGUCAUAAGUACCCCUCGUUGAACCGCUUCUACGUCAACUGUCUCGGUGCCUUGAUGCGUGAAAGCGAGUAUGCCGGUUGGAAUGGUGUGGUUUUCUACCUCCUUGGGGCCUGGCUAGUCCUACAGUUUCUGCCCAAGGACGUCUCUGUGGUCGCAGUUAUGCUGCUGAGCUGGUGCGACACUGCUGCUAGCACCUUUGGGAGGCUCUAUGGGAUAUACACUCCACGGCUUCGCCGAGGCAAGUCUCUCGCCGGGUCUCUUGCUGCAUUCCUGGUUGGUGUAGUGACUGCUGGCUGGUUCUGGGGUUGGCUAGCCCCCAAGACCGGUCCAUUCCCAGGAGAUGAGCAGAAUCCCUUCAUGUUCCGAGGUCUUCUGAGAUUGCCUGCCUUUGCCUCGGGUGCUCUUGGACUUACCGAGUCCCAAGCGACCAUCGGAGGCACCGUCGCUCUGGCUCUGGUGAGUUUAUGGUCGGGGCUUGCUGCAGCCAGCAGUGAGGUCGUCGACAUUUUCGGAUUGGACGAUAACCUUACCAUUCCGGUUUUGAGCGGUAUCGGUAUCUGGGGCUUCCUAAAGGUUUUUGGCUAG